AUGGAGCACAGGGACGAGAAGACGCCGAAGAUCAUUUCUGAUCUCGGCCAAGAUACUACGGCGCCAACAGCAGUGGCGUCGCAAGAGCUUGUGAACGCUUCCGGCCACACUCAAGAACUCGAGCGAAACUUCAGCCUCCUUUCGUUGGCUGGUGUCGGAAUCGUCGUCGGAAAUGUUUGGCCAGCUGUAGGGGGUAGCAUUCUCGUCGCGCUGUACAAUGGAGGCCCUCCUGGCGUCUUGUACGAGUUCAUCACGGUCUCGGUCUUUUACUGGAUCGUUGCUCUGAGCAUUGCUGAGCUAGCAUCUGCCAUUCCGUCCUCAGCCGGCGUCUACCACUGGGCCUCCGUCACCCCAGGGAAGCGAUGGGGGAGGGUCAUUGGCUACUUUGCCGGCUGGUGGAAUUACCUGGCUUGGGUUUUCGGCGCGGCCUCUAUGUCGUCGAUUCUUGCCAACACUAUUGUCCAGAUGUAUAGCUUGAACCACCCUGACUUCGUUGCUGAGAACUGGCAUGUCUUCAUUGUUUACAUCAUCGCCACUUGGAUGGCUUGCCUGUCCGUCUGCUUCUUCAACCGAGCCAUGCCAUAUCUCAACAACAUCGGUAUCUUCUUCAUUCUUGCCGGAUUCUUGAUAACAGUCAUUGUCCUUGCGGUUAUGCCCGGGCGAGAUGGGCGACCACCAUCUGCGACCAAUUCGUUCGUAUGGACGGAAUGGUCAGCCGAUAUCGGAUACCCCUCUGGUUUCGUGUUUGUCUCUGGGAUGCUGAAUGGCGCAUUCUCUGUCGGUGUUCCCGAUGUUGUGUCUCAUCUUGCUGAAGAGAUACCCAACCCUGCAAGGAAUGUUCCGAUAGCGAUUGGCCUUCAAAUGGGCAUCGGCUUCAUCACCGGUCUUGCAUACCUCAUCAGUAUCAUGUAUGCGAUCAAUGACUUCGACGCGCUUUUCGAGGUUGCCUAUCCGAUCGCCGAGAUCUACCGACAGGGCACAGGUUCGGCCGCUGGGGCUACUGGUCUUCUAUUCUUGGUGCUAGUCUGCAUCAUUAUCUGUUUGGUCGGACUUUAUAUCACCUCCGGAAGGACACUCUGGACUCUGGCAAGAGACAAAGCAACCCCUUUCCCGAAUCAGCUCUCGAAGGUCCAUUCUACACUUCACGUGCCCAUUACCACGACUAUCCUCACAGCAAUUCUGGUCACGAUUCUCGGCUGCAUCUACGUUGGCAGCACCACAGCUUUCAAUGCCUUUGCAGGCAGUUUCGUGAUCAUGUCUUCAUCGUCGUAUAUCGCAGCCAUCUUGCCUCAUCUGUUGACAGGACGAAAGAACAUCUCCUUCGGUCCGUUCAAUUUGAAUAAAGGGCCAUUGGGCUAUAUUCUCAACGCCAUCGCAUGUGGCUACAUGAUCGUAUGGUUUGUCAUCUAUUGCUUUCCCUAUGCUUUGCCAGUUGAGGCUGCCUCAAUGAAUUAUGCGUCUCUGCUCUGGGGAGGAUUCACCAUUCUCUUGCUUAUAUGGUGGGUCGUUGGAGCUCGGAAGGGAUACGAAGGUCCGAAGACCACGGGUGGCAUGACAGUCGUGGAUUUAUCCAAGGAUCCCAGAAAGGUUGUUGCGGCAGCCUCAGUGUGA
This is a messenger RNA of Neoarthrinium moseri, 1611 nucleotides long. RefSeq lists its product as uncharacterized. Gene Ontology annotation, biological process: amino acid transport; transmembrane transport. Gene Ontology annotation, cellular component: membrane. Gene Ontology annotation, molecular function: transmembrane transporter activity. The record is from RefSeq and is a predicted model, not a curated record. NCBI's taxonomy places the organism in Eukaryota, Fungi, Ascomycota, Sordariomycetes, Amphisphaeriales, Apiosporaceae. The transcript is spliced from 2 exons. Bases 1 to 1611 code for a protein of 536 amino acids.